AUGAUGAACGUUAAGCGAAGAAAUGAUGCCUGCUAUUCCCAAGGAGGCGACCAUAGCCCUCUAUUAAGCUCAGUCAAGUCCGCUUUUUCAAGAGCUAUGCGUGAAUACUAUUUGAUGUACUAUUAUAUGUGUCCAUUUGAGGUUAUGUCCACAGACGAAGCAGUAAUUCUGCAUAUCAUUAUGACCUGCUUAUUCCUACUAGUUGGCUACUCCUUGGUUCAUCUACUGGAUCUAGUCGUAGCAUUGACUAGGCGACUUGUUACACAUUUGGUGUAA
Messenger RNA from Komagataella phaffii GS115, 276 nucleotides. RefSeq lists its product as hypothetical. The transcript has a single exon. NCBI's taxonomy places the organism in Eukaryota, Fungi, Ascomycota, Pichiomycetes, Pichiales, Pichiaceae. The record is from RefSeq and is a predicted model, not a curated record. Bases 1 to 276 code for a protein of 91 amino acids.